Molecule: messenger RNA, 4886 nt
Organism: Baudoinia panamericana UAMH 10762
Lineage: Eukaryota; Fungi; Ascomycota; Dothideomycetes; Mycosphaerellales; Teratosphaeriaceae
Exons: 3
Coding region: 150-4499 (1449 amino acids)
Biological process (GO): intra-Golgi vesicle-mediated transport; early endosome to Golgi transport
Cellular component (GO): TRAPPII protein complex
Source: RefSeq, a predicted model, not a curated record
AACCAUUCCCUUUCCGCGUGGCUUUAAUAAUGGUUAAUACUCAGAGACCGACAACGUGGGUGCCUUGGACUCGCAUCUGGCACGGCUAGAUCGCAUAUGAACCCGCGACACGGGCGCAAUGCGGCAAGUCAAGAGAGUCGGAGCCGUCCAUGAAUGCUCGAGCGAUGGAGGCGUCGUCGAGCUCCAAGGUCACAGUGGAAUAUCAUGACCCGUCCGGAGUCUUCCCGUUAAUUUCAAGAGAAAUUGCUGGUCGCCUACCGCUCCGAAACCUGAACUGGCAAUCACCAUCCAGGCCAUUGCGCCAGAUCCGCCAAUUACAUGUAGACUUUGUGCCCGACAAGUUCACGGAGACUGCUUUGCGGCCGCCCAUACAGCGGUUCGAUUCCAAUGGUCCCACCAGCGUUGAGAUCGUGCGGAGUGGGCGCAGAGAUGCGGUGAAGGAGCGCAGGCACCAAAUUCCGGGCCUCAAAACCUCACCUUACUUGAAGCUUUAUGUAUUACGAUGUGAUGAUAAGGAUACGUAUAAAGACACGGAGCGCAAGCGUAUACGGGAAUGGCUACGAGACAGCACACAGGCCGAAAGCAGCACAGGCGACAAUCACGAUGCCUUUGAAUGGCUGAUAUUGCACGUUGUUGUGCCAGGAACUACUGCCGCUAGCGAACCAAGAUGGCGCGAGUCAGUGAAGGAACCUGACGAGCUUAAGGAACGUAAGACGAGCAAUGUCAAGUUCCCAGGCAAGCCUCCACGUACGGUAUUUGACCGCUUACGGGCCGACUUCAAUGAUUCUGGCAAGGCUGGCGUGGAUCGAGUGGCGCAAAUACGAUUACUCAAGCAGAAUAUGCCUCCGGAUCUUUUGCCUACACCGACCGUUGCGGAGACCUUGGAAGAGACGACUCAGGAGCGGGAGCUCUCAUGGAAGGACCUUCUGGACAAGCUCAAGGUCCUUAUACUUGGCCCAUUCGAUGCGCGAGUCAGGCAGUACGAAGUUGACAUUGCUGAGCAAGAGUCACGACGGUCUCUACCAGGGUGGAACUUCUGCACCUUCUUCAUUCAUAAAGAGGGCUUGGCUAAAGCUCUGGAAAGCAUCGGCCUCGUCGAAGACGCACUGGCACUAUACGACGAGCUCUCCCUUGGUCUGGAGACUGCUGUCCGCGAGAUUGCAUCUGGACAGGCUGACGGCACUGCGACUAGCUUUGCCGCUUACACCAAUGAUAUCGUUGACCGAAUCCUUGGCUUUUCGAAAGCAACCAUGAAUGGAGCCAUGAAGCGUGACUCCAACGGCCUUCAGCAUAGCUCAGGAGCUGGCUUGUUCAGCAAAGACUAUCGAGAGGAGAUUGUCCGUAGCAACAUCUCCGUUUUCGACUUCUUCUGUUACCUCUUCAUCAGACAAAAGGCGCUGAUACUUCGGCUUGCCAAUACCGCUGCCGCAAAUGCCGAGCUCGGUGCCGCCAGGUCCAGCGACUCAAGCGAAGACCUUGUGCUCAUUUCUGAGGUCUGCUGGCGCGCCUCAAGCUUUAUACCCAACAGCGCUCGAUCAUUGCGACAGGAGCUUCAAAGCAUGCCCAAAUCGACCGAGAAGGCGCUUAAUUCACAUGAUGUUGACGCUAUCACUUAUUCCUGGAUAUACCUAGUGGCUGGUUACAUUCUUUCCGAAACAAUUGCACCAGUGCUGGACUUGGUACAAUUAGAUAGCAACAGUAAGCCGCUCGUUAAUGGCACCUCCCCUCAGCGUUCCGACUUCAGCUUCGCCAUGGGCGCAAGUCCUUAUCCGGAGCGGUCUAGCAGCCUAGCCGUCCGUCAGUCUGCACCAGAUCUACACCGGCCGUCUGUGGCCAUGAGCGAAGAGUCUGCGGGAACAAUUACGGGCUCAGAGAUCGAUCUUGGCACGAAGGCGGCGGGCAUCCCAGGGCUACCGGAGCUUGCAACCUACCGUGCUGAGCUGGUUGUUAUGCAGCGCAAAAUGCUCGAGGACUUGGCGCAGCACCGCGGCUGGCUGGCGGGUUGGGCUGCUGUAGAGCACAGCAAGCCUCGAUUGGAGGAUGUCGAGCUGGACGCCUCGAACAAUGACGAGCGCGCCGAAAGUGCUGGUGGUAUUCAGGCCACUCCAGAAACGGAGCCUAUAAAGUCGGCUUCUAUCGCACUCGUCCCACCGUCAUUAGCCACCGCCCUAGAGUCCGAGCAGGCUUUCCAGUCCGCCUUUGAGCGUCUGAGCGAUCAGGCUAUGCGAUACUACGCUGUUGCCACGCAAUCAAAGUCGGUUGAUCUCAUCAUUGGCGAUUUGGCGCUGCUCAAGCGUCAGCAAGGUGACACCGUGACUGCAGAGGACUAUAUUCGGCAUUUAUUACCAAGCUUCGAAGCAGACACCUGGAGUUCAACGGAAGCUGAAUUACUCCUUGUAUACAUCAGCUGUCUCGAGGAACUGCAGCGCCAUCUGGAGCACCUGGAAGCUGUGCUGAAGCUCUUAUCGAAAGUUGCUAAGAAAAGAAUGGUCCAUACAUCCUUCGUGACUCAGAUCUACGACGAUUUCGAUGUUUCAGGAGUUCUCCAGAAGGCCAUUGAUAUCUCAGCUGCCCAUUCAAUCCAGCUCGACUGUCGCCUAGAGGACUUCUUCGGCGACGUGCAAUUCGAUGAACAUAUAGUCCACCACGAUGACAUGGAUGGAUUCACGCUCCGCCUGCGCUUACGACACGUCCUCGAUGAUGCGGUCGAGGUAGAGGAAGUUGCGGCGAGCCUUGUUGCAGCCCAGGACCCAGCUCAGGUGAUUAUGCUUCGUUGCGCUAGAUCAGUCGUGGUCCGGCCAGGCCUUGUAGACGUCAACCUAGAUUGCUCUACGUCAGCGCUGGGCCCAUUCUUGCUCGGAAGCUUGAAGUUGAAAGCGCGCGGACUCACCUUCGUAAAGGACUUUCAGCCAAGUAAGGCGCCUACUGUGCUAGUGAACGGCAAUGGCAUAGGCUCUCCAGCGCCCGUUCGGAACGAGCCGUUACAGUCGUCUGUCUUUCUAUAUCCUUCCGAAAGCUCGUUCAACCUGCAGGCCGAACUUGUCCGAGAUAUCCGCCUUGACAAGCCCCGCCAUCUCCUACUGACGCUUAGCAGUGGACGGAACGAGGUUGAAGGCGUCGACCUGCGGAUCAAGCCAACUUCUGCUGGGCUUAGGCUGCACCUUGCGGAUGCGGAUCUCGAAGGCAUCGUGUUAUCCGGCGGGGGUGGCAAGCCGGGUCAGCUUGCCAUGAGCAGUCUCUCGGCGGGCCAAUCCGCUCUCAUCACGAUUCCAUAUACGGUCGACCAAGCAACCCCAGACAUCUCCAUGCGCUUCGAGGUUCAUUAUCGCACACCGAAAGGUCCUUUUACCUACCUCACUUCAACGGUGCUGCGCCACGAGCUACCGCUGGAUGUCGAAGUCAACGAGAGGUUCCGGAUGAAAUACCUGACGUCCAGCUUCACUCUGCGUACUUUAAGACCCGCGCCGCUGUUGGUGCUUGACACUCAUCUGCGCGAGUCCAUGGCUUACACUGUCGAGGCAUCUUCAGUACCCAGCGCUUCGUCAACGAUCACAGAAACGAUGCCAGCCAGGCUAAGGUACAAAAUCUUCCGGAAGGCGCCAUCCUCUGGCAAAAUGAUCAAGCGCAACGCUUCUCUCGCGUUGGAUGUGAAAUACGUUUCCUUCGUCGACCUAAUAGCCACGACGGUGCGAGAGUCUUUCGCAGAGUUUCUGAACGCUAGCGGCUGUCGCCCUUUGCGACAUCUUCUAUGCCCUAUCAUGGAUCAGAAGGUUUGGGGACUCCUGCAUGCACCACAUGUGGAGCUUAGUGCCGUUUCGCAGCAGCUUAGGAUGCCUUCCUUCCAGGAGUUCGGCUGGAACAAUAUCAUCGAUACAUUACCGCCGGGCGCGAAACCAGACGUCGAAGCAUGCUUGCAGAAGUGGCACAGCGAGCAUAUCACAAUCGCCACUGCUACCGAAGGCGCUCUGACCGAGAAAGUCGCCCGAUGCGUUACCAUUGCUGUUGACGUUCCGACAGUGGACAUCGUCUUCAAUGCGUCGAUGAUCGUACAGGAUAAAGGUUAUAUCGACGUGCCGGGACAGAAAAUCUUGAUACUCGGCACACCUGUCACUGCUGAAAUCAGCGUACGACAUACCUUUGAUUGGAGCGCUUCUAGCGUCUUCGGCUCGAAGCAACUGGACUCGAAGACCAGCUUCGUCAUCGAGAUACAGGCUGACCGGGAGGCAUGGCUCGUAGGCGGUAGACGACGAGCUCGAGUCACCCUAGACAUGGAUAACACUGUCCUCGGCAUUGUCUUAGUCCCACUGAGACUCGGGACACUCGCUCUACCUCAUGUGACCGUUCAGGCGCAAGCCCCGACCACAAACGAAGGCGGAAGCCAGGAGGCUAAGGCGAUGACGCUGCGGGACCAAGUGCUUCGAGACCGGGCACAGCUACCAAGUCGACUAUUGAGCCCGGAUGAAGACACCAGGCCGUACCAGUUGGCUACUAGUCAUUAGUUUCGAGGCAUGUCCGGCGGCAUUGACAUAUGGUUAUCACGAGAAGGGUCAGCGAACAGCGAAGGCUCGCCGUGUGAGAAUCAAAGGGACAGGCAGCGCCCCUAACAGGUGAUCUGGCAAGGUUUUUCAUUGCCUCGCAGCUCUCCACGACAGCUGAGAUAUCUUUGUUGCAGACGUCAAAGCCCAUGUGCCCGAGGCAGCUCGAAAAGGCAGCUUGGCUGACCUGCCGGAAAUAGCGUAGCCCGGAUGAGGUGCUUUGGAGCUUGAAGCUGCCCGCAGGUGAAAGUGUGGCAUUGAUCCAACGCGGGGUACGACAACGAAACUCACCAUACCACACGCGGAUCAAGGAACCAAAUUGACCAUUCCCACAAUCGCGCAAUAGCCAUC